AUGGAAAAGGAGCAAGAAAAUGAAACCAGCUUCACUGGAUUCACCCUCCUGGGUCUCUCUUCCUCACCAGAGUUCCGGGGACUCCUCUUCCUCAUUUUCCUCUGUAUGUAUCUACUUAGCCUUGUGGGGAACCUUUUGAUCAUCUUGAUGAUCUUCUGCAACAGCUGUCUGUUCUAUGCCCCCAUGUACUUCUUCCUCAGCCACCUGUCCUUAGCUGACAUAGGAUUUAGCUCCAACGCUGUGCCCAAGAUGCUACAGAUCCUGGUGUCCCGGUCGAACACCAUAUCCUACAGGUGCUUGACUCAGAUGUAUUUCUUUGUGGUCUUUUGUACCACUGAUAACUUCCUCCUCGCCUCCAUGGCAUAUGACCGUUACGUGGCCAUCUGCUGUCCUCUACACUACACUACAAUCAUGAGCUACAAGCGCUGUCUGCUGUUGGCUGCUGGGUCAUGGCUCCUGUCUUUUUUCCAGGGCCUACUGUAUGUAUUUACAGUAUCUAAAUUGUCCUUUUGUGGCUCCCAGGAAAUCCUCCAUUUCUUCUGCGACAUCUACCCGUUACUUAAGCUCUCAUGCUCAGACACCUCAUCUGCUGAAACAUUGCUCAUGAUUGAAGGUACUGCAACCAUGAUUGGACCCCUCCUGCUUAUCCUCCUCUCUUACAUCUUCAUUGUAGCCAAGGUUUGGAAGGUCCCUUCAACUUCCAGGAAGUACAAGGCCUUCUCCACGUGCAGCGCCCACCUCACCACAGUGGCCUUGUUCUAUGGCACUCUGAUAGGCACCUACAUCCGCCCAUCGUCCACCUACUCUGGCUCCAGAUUGAAAGUAGCAUCUAUACUCUACACUGUGGUCACUCCUAUGCUCAAUCCUUUCAUAUAUAGCUUGAGGAAUGGUGAGAUGCAUGGGGCAAUGAGGAGGCUACUGAAGAUUUGGUUUCAGAGGGGGAGAGGCAUAGGGGAUAUGAGAUGAUCACAGAAUUAG
This is a messenger RNA of Rhineura floridana, 978 nucleotides long. Its product is annotated as olfactory receptor 1D2-like. Gene Ontology annotation, biological process: G protein-coupled receptor signaling pathway. The record is from RefSeq and is a predicted model, not a curated record. Gene Ontology annotation, cellular component: membrane. NCBI's taxonomy places the organism in Eukaryota, Metazoa, Chordata, Lepidosauria, Squamata, Rhineuridae. Gene Ontology annotation, molecular function: G protein-coupled receptor activity; olfactory receptor activity.